CGCAGGCUGAACUCAGUUUCUCUCUUCAGCGGUUAGACUAAAGGCAAGGCAUUAGAGAAAUCACUGAGCACCAGUCCAGAGCACAAUUCACCGGCUCGACUCAGCAUGUGACAGACAAAUAACCGGCACUGAGCACGACAGAGCAAACGGAGGUCGGAAAUUUUUGGAAUCGCUAAAUUGCUCAUACCUGGACAAUUAAACGGGAGGCUGUACAAAUUUAUGAGUCCUGGUUCUACAGAUCGUAGAGCGGUCACCCUCCAUCUCUGAGAGGCAAAAAGGAUCCACGCAGAAAUCAAGCUAUCAUGGCCCCAGAAAUCUGUGCGUCACUCUGGUGAGUGUGGGCCGUAAGAGGGCAGAAGACAUGUUGGGACAGAGGGCUGGGCAUCGCACUGAAGCUUGCUGUAGUAACCAUGGAAACGGUGUGGAGGAGUUUAGCCUGCGUUGGCAUCAUGGCCAUGGUUGCCAGCGGAGUAGCAAAGAGUUUGACUCGUGAGGAGUUUGCUCAGUAUCAAGCUGAGUUUCUGUCCAGUUUGGGCCAGUAUGAGAUCGCCAUCCCAUUGCGUGUGGGGCCGCGCGGGGAACGGCUUCCGGAAGUGGAGACCUCACGCGGACACGGACGACACCGGCGCAGCACAGAAGAUCCACAGCUGUAUUAUCAGCUGUCAACGUCGAGCGCCGACCUCCUCCUCAACCUUACGCAACAGGGAGGACUACUCUCGCGACAGUUUCGCGUGGAGUACUGGAAAAGGGGGCACGUGGCCUGGAGCCACCCGUACUUGCCCAAUUGCCACUAUGUGGGUCACCUGCAGCACCAACCUCACUCGAGUUCUGUGGCUCUUAGCAACUGUAAUGGCCUGCAAGGGGUCAUUGUAGCCGGUGGUGAGGAGUACCUUAUCGAACCCCUGGUAUAUGCUGAAAACACCACCAAUGAGGAUGGCAGAGAAGGGCGCCCCCAUGUGGUGUACAAACGGUCAUCUCUGAGAUACCAGAACAUGGACCAGUCCUGUGGAGUCAUUGAUGAAAAGCCCAGUAAGAAUUAUGGAUGGUGGCAAAGAACAAUAAAGCCAUCACCCAAUCAGAUGGGCCGGGGUCAGUUACCACUGAAGCGAUCUGUCAGCCGAGAGCGCUACGUUGAAACGCUGGUGGUCGCAGACAAGAUGAUGGUUAGCUAUCACGGCCGUCGUGAUAUUGAGCAGUACAUUCUGGCCGUAAUGAAUAUUGUUGCCAAACUGUUCCAGGAUUCUAGCCUGGGGAACGCAGUGAACAUCGUUGUGACCAGGCUUAUUUUACUGAUGGAGGACCAGCCCACGCUAGAGGUAAACCACCAUGCAGGAAAGUCUUUAGACAGCUUCUGCAAGUGGCAGAAAUCUAUCCUGCACCGGAACGGCCAUGGCAAUGCCAUUCCCGACAACGGUGUUGCUCACCAUGAUACAGCCGUCCUCAUGACUAGGUAUGACAUUUGCAUCUACAAGAACAAACCCUGUGGAACACUUGGUCUGGCACCUGUUGGUGGUAUGUGUGAACCGGAGAGAAGUUGCAGCAUCAAUGAAGACAUUGGUCUGGCCACUGCUUUCACUAUUGCACAUGAAAUAGGACACACAUUUGGAAUGAAUCACGAUGGCGUUGGCAAUGCAUGUGGGGUGCGCAGUCAGGAGACGGCUAAACUCAUGGCUGCCCACAUCACCAUGAAAACCAACCCCUUCGUCUGGUCUGCCUGCAGCCGCGAUUACAUCACCAACUUCCUCGACUCUGGAAUGGGUUCCUGCCUGAACAAUGUGCCACCCAAGCAGGAAUUUGUGUACCCUACCACAGCCCCUGGCCAAGCCUAUGACGCUGACGAGCAGUGCCGCUUCCAGUAUGGAGUGAAGUCUCGUCAGUGUAAAUACGGGGAAGUGUGUAGUGAGCUGUGGUGCAUGAGUAAAGGGAACCGCUGCAUCACCAGUAGUAUUCCAGCAGCCGAGGGCACCAUCUGUCAGACCAGCACCAUAGAGAAAGGGUGGUGUUACAAAAGAGUGUGUGUGCCCUAUGGAACUCGUCCUGAGGGCGUGGAUGGUGGGUGGGGUCACUGGUCCCCAUGGGAGGAGUGUAGUCGUACCUGUGGAGGCGGAGUCUCAUCCUCUGUUCGCCAGUGUGACAGCCCUAGGCCAACGGUUGGAGGGAAAUAUUGUCUGGGAGAGAGGAAGCGGUUCAAGUCCUGCAACAUUGAUGAGUGCCCGCCCGGAUCCCAGGACUUUCGGGAGAUUCAGUGUUCCGACUUUGACAGUGUUCCUUUUCGGGGAAAAUUCUACACCUGGAAACCAUAUAGAGGGGGUGGGGUGAAGUCAUGCUCGCUGAACUGCCUGGCAGAAGGCUAUAACUUCUACACUGAACGCGCUCCAGCUGUGGUGGAUGGCACGCCAUGCAGAGGCGACUCUCUGGACGUGUGCGUUAAUGGAGAGUGUAAGCAUGUGGGCUGUGACCGGAUCCUAGGCUCAGAUGUUCGGGAAGACCGCUGCCGUGUUUGUGGAGGAGACGGGAGCAGCUGUGAGGUCAUCGAGGGGGUGUUCAAUGACUCCUUGUCCGAAGGAGGUUAUGAAGAGGUGGUCAGGAUUCCCAAAGGAUCUGUGUUUAUACACAUCCAGGAGCUCAACAUUUCUCUCAAUUAUUUGGUGUUGAAGAGCAAAUGGGAUCAGUAUUUUAUUAACGGCAAGCUGACCAUCGAUACACCACGACUCUUUGAUAUCGCAGGAACCACCUUUCACUACCGCCGACCCACCAAUGAACCAGAGACUUUGGAAGCACUUGGCCCCACAAACAUGACCUUGAUUGUUAUGGUGUUGGUCCGUGAAGAAAAUCCUGGCAUCCAUUACCGUUUUAACCCACCGGUCAAUAGAGAUCCACUGAGCGGUUACACCUGGCAUUAUACAUCCUGGUCUCGCUGCUCUGCGCUGUGUGCAGGAGGGGUUCAAGUCCAGCAGGUGGUGUGCAAGAAACAAGCUGAUCUCUCUGUUGUUUACAACCACUUCUGUGAUAAGAAAAAUAAGCCCAAAGACAAGAAAAGGAUGUGCAACUUGGAGCCCUGCCCUCCAGCGUGGAGAACGGGGGAGUGGUCAGAAUGCAGCAGAAGCUGUAAUGGAGGAGUGCUGACGCGGGAGGUCCUGUGUGAGAGGAAAAUCUCGGCCAUAGAAGCAAAAGUCCUGGAUGACUCUGCUUGUGCCGUCCCACGUCCUUCCAUCACAGAACCGUGCCAUAACCACUCCUGCCCACCGGAGUGGCAUGCGCUGAAUUGGUCUGAGUGUACCCCUAACUGUGGUCCAGGUUACCGUUAUAGGGUGGUUUUGUGUAAGAGUGGAGAUAACGGAGAAACACUGCCUGAGUCAGAGUGCCCAAAACAAAGCCGCCCUACCACAAGGGUGCGCUGUAACAUACAACGAUGCCCCCCACCUCAGUGGGUUAUGGGAUCCUGGGGAGAGUGCUCGGCUAAGUGCGGGAUGGGUCAGGAAAUGCGAUUAGUGCAGUGUUUGACACACACCGGUCAGCCGUCCAAUGAAUGCCCGGAGUCGCAUCGGCCAGCAUACAUGCAGCAGUGCAAGAGCAAGUGUGAAUACAGUGGACCUACGGAUAACCCUGAAGAGUGUAAAGAUGUGAACACAGUGGCAUACUGCCCCCUGGUGCUCAGGUUCAAGUUUUGCAGCCGCCCGUACUUCAGACAGAUGUGCUGCAAAACCUGCCAGGGACACUGACCCAACUCUCUCCGUCUCUGUCUUUUUCUCUCUUGUGCUCACUUGGACCUCCCCAUUCCUCCUUUCUUCUUGCAUGGCCAAACCGCCCAUGCUCAGCAUUUCACUGGAGGAGUGCUGUUAACCACUGGCAGACUGACAUCAUUGUAGGAGAGUGGGGAAGAAAUGAGAGAGAGAGAAAGAGAGAGUCUGUGCUGCUCUGUCUCUCCUCCCAUUCCAGCUGCUUUGGCCCUGCUACUGUGAAUACCAGUCUGCCUAAAGAUUUGCCAGUAUCUAUUUUGCUCUUAACAUGGUGCUUUUACCCAUCACCUGAAGGUUUUAGUUGACUUUGUCACACCUUUGCUGAUAGUUCUCAAGAAGCAAUAGUUCAGGAUUGUAAUGUGAUACAAGAACUCAUUCCAUAUCUUUUUUCUUAAGGGCCAUUCACACUGACUGUGAUUUGCAACAUGGCAACCAAUAGUUGUUUUUGAUGGGAGAAGACGUAAAGUGACAUGAACGAUUGUUCCUGCACUGUUUUCGACAGGGUCCACACUAAACAAAAAUAGAUUUUUAUAUAUAAAAAUUAUAGGAAAACAAGGGGUGCCCUAAAAUUAUGCCAAAACAGUGUUUUUUAACAUUGCGAUAACUUUGCUGACCUGCAGCAUGUGUAGUCCGAUUACCGAAUAAGUUACUGUUGUGAGCUAAAGAAUUUCUUAAAAAGAUUAGCAAAAAUUUUCACAGAAUUUAUAUAUGGCACAGAUUUAAAUAAAGUCUUUAGUGUUAUACAGCUAUAUAUUAUAGUCAAGAACACCUGCUAGCAACUAACAGUAUAUGUUGCUAGUGUUUUCAAAAUAUGUGUUUGUUGCGUCAUGUGAACCAUGUGAAUCACGUGUUUUGUCAAAAUAAGUGCCUGCUGCACACGUGUCAAAACCGUUUAUGAUAAAAGAGACGCUCACGUUCACAAAAUACACGCAAGACACUCCCUUAACAGUAAACUCUGAUCACACAUGAGAUUAUGCCAGAAUGCGCACAUAGGUUUACUCGACGCGCCGAACACAUAUUUAGAAAUUACGAACCACACACAUGACGGGCUACAUACAGUAAGGAAAAUUACUAUUUGAACACCCUGCUAUUUUGCAAGUUCUCCCACUUAGAAAUCAUGGAGGGGUCUGAAAUUGUCAUCGUAGGUGCAUGUCCACUGUGAGAGACAUAAUCUAAAAAAAAAUCCAGAAAUCACAAUGUAUGAUUUUUUUACUAUUUAUUUGUAUGAUACAGCUGCAAAUAAGUAUUUGAACACUUGAGAAAAUCAAUGUUAAUAUUUGGUACAGUAGCCUUUGUUUGAGGUCAAACGUUUCCUGUAGUUUUUCACCAGGUUUGCACACACUGCAGGAGGGAUUUUGUCCCACUCCUCCACAUAGAUCUUUUCUAGAUCAGUCAGGUUUUUGGCCUGUCACUGAGAAACACAGAGUUUGAGCUCCCUCCAAAGAUUCUCUAUUGGGUUUAGGUCUGGAGACUGGCUAGGCCACGCCAGAACCUUGAUAUGCUUCUUACAGAGCCACUCCUUGGUUAUCCUGGCUGUGUGCUUCGGGUCAUUGUCAUGUUGGAAGACCCAGACUCGACCCAUCUUCAAUGCUUUAACUGAGGGAAAGCGGUUGUUCAUCCUCUCCUUAAUACAGUGCAGUCGCCCUGUCCCAUGUGUAGAGAAACACCCCCAAAGCAUGAUGCUAUCACCCCCAUGCUUCACAGUAGGGAUGGUGUUCUUGGGAUGGUACUCAUCAUUCUUCUUCCUCCAAACACGUUUAGUGGAAUUAUGACCAAAAAGUUCUAUUUUGGUCUUAUCUGACCACAUCACUUUCUCCCAUGACUUCUCUGGAUCAUCCAAAUGGUCAUUGGCAAACUUAAGACGGGCCUGGACAUGUGCUGGUUUAAGCAGGGGAACCUUUCGUGCCAUGCAUGAUUUCAAACCAUGACGUCUUAGUGUAUUACCAACAGUAACCUUGGAAACGGUGGUCCCAGCUCUUUUCAGGUCAUUGACCAGCUCCUUCUGUGUAGUUCUGGGCUGAUUUCUCACCUUUCUUAGGAUCAUUGAGACCCCACAAGGUGAGAUCUUGCAUGGAGCCCCAGUCCGAGGGAGAUUGACAGUCAUGUUUAGCUUCUUCCAUUUUUUUAUGAUUGCUCCCACAGUGGACCUUUUUUCACCAAGCUGCUUGGCAAUUUCCCCAAAGCCCUUUUCCAGCCUUGUGGAGGUGUACAAUUUUGUCUCUAGUGUCUUUGGACAGCUCUUUGGUCUUGGCCAUGUUAGUAGUUGGAUUCUUACUGAUUGUAUGGGGUGGACAGGUGUCUUUAUGCAGCUAACGACCUCAAACAGGUGCAUGUAAUGUAGGAUAAUAAAUGGAGUGGAGGUGGACAUUUUAAAGGCAGACUAACAGGUUUUUGAGGGUCAGAAUUCUAGUUUUCAUAUACUUAUUUGCAGCUGUAUCA
Misgurnus anguillicaudatus (oriental weatherfish) is the source of this 6179-nucleotide messenger RNA. The record is from RefSeq and is a predicted model, not a curated record. Lineage: Eukaryota; Metazoa; Chordata; Actinopteri; Cypriniformes; Cobitidae.